This is a messenger RNA of Cyclospora cayetanensis, 1320 nucleotides long. Its product is annotated as rRNA-processing protein UTP23 homolog. The record is from RefSeq and is a predicted model, not a curated record. The transcript has 8 exons. Lineage: Eukaryota; Apicomplexa; Conoidasida; Eucoccidiorida; Eimeriidae. Gene Ontology annotation, molecular function: small ribosomal subunit rRNA binding. Gene Ontology annotation, cellular component: nucleolus; small-subunit processome. Bases 1 to 1320 code for a protein of 439 amino acids.
AUGAGGGUGGCGCGGAAGAAGUCUUUCAAGAAGAUCAUGCGCUUUUAUGCGACGCAUUUCGGAAUUCAGGAGCCCUAUCAACUCAUCGUGGAUGGCACGUUUCUCGCCGCAUGCAUUCGCCACAAAGUUAACGUUGCGGAGCUGCUCCCACGCGUCCUCUGCGGUAAAACAACCAUGUACGUCACGCCAUGCAUCAUGAAGGAAGUGAGGACUCUACCAGGAGCGCAGGGAGCCGCUGCAGCUGCAAAACGCUACAAAAGAUAUCCGUGCAAACACGCGGAGGAAGCCGCCGCUGCAACAGCUGCAGCUGAAGCAGCCGCUGCACUUGCAACGCUGGGGGAAGAAGAUGAAACAACCCCCCCCCAAAACGCCGCAGCAAGGUCUGCCGCAGAAGGACGGCGUGAUGAAAGUGCAGACGACGCACUGCCCUCUGCGGGAGCUCCCCCCCCGCAGAAAAGGCAGCGCAGACAGAGCGAAAAAAACGCAGACAGCAGCGGGGAAGAUGGGGGGAGAACAGGCCCCUCCUCGCACCGUAGCAGCCACGCCAGGAGCUGUAUCACAGUCAGCAAAACUCUCGACAUGCCGAAGCACAAGUUCCUCUUCCACCCUGCCCUUAUCGGGGGGGCCCUCCCCGAAGACGCUGGAGCUGCGAAGCGACAGCAUCAGCAGCAAAGCAUUGCAGCUGCAGCAGCCGCGGCAGCGCGGCAUCUGCAGCACAACACAAGUGACCUCGGAAGAGGCAGAAUAACUGGCGAGACGUCUACAGCAACUCCCGAUGUCUUAAAAGGCGCCUCUGAGUACCCUGAUGCCUACGGUUGCAUUGUGCGCCUUGUCAGCACUCAGGAGAAACGAAAACUCUGCGUUGCGACGCAGGAUGCGAGGCUCAGAGAACGCCUUAGGCGAGUGCCAGGGCUGCCUCUGCUGUUUCUCUUUAAAGGUGUGUUGCAAGUUGAGCAACCCACCAAGUUCUCCCUUGUAAGAGCACAGCAGCAGCAGCGCGCAAGCGCAAAGGGCCCCCUUGCUGCUGCCGCUGCCGAGAAGCGGCGCCUGGCUGCGGACCGCAAGCAGCAACUCGAAAAGCUGCAGCAGCAAGGAGUUGACUGCAGCGGACUGUUACUGCAGCAGCAAAAGGAGGAGCUCCAAAAGCAGAGGGAACUGGAGCGUGCUGCCAAAAGAAAACGGAAGAAAGGCGUCAAUCCCCUUGCGUGUCGAAAGAGCACCAAGAUGAUCAUUGAAGCCCCCAAGCUCUCCGACGGGAAGAAAGUUCGAUCGCGGCGCGUGAAGCUUUCAAAGGAAGACGUCAAGCCCGAAGGCUCUUAG